Lampris incognitus (smalleye Pacific opah) is the source of this 1454-nucleotide messenger RNA. RefSeq names its product CD209 antigen-like. Gene Ontology annotation, molecular function: D-mannose binding; fucose binding. The transcript is spliced from 6 exons. Lineage: Eukaryota; Metazoa; Chordata; Actinopteri; Lampriformes; Lampridae. Bases 63 to 962 code for a protein of 299 amino acids. The record is from RefSeq and is a predicted model, not a curated record. Gene Ontology annotation, biological process: biological process involved in interspecies interaction between organisms. Gene Ontology annotation, cellular component: external side of plasma membrane.
CUCGGGAAACGGUCGCCGUUACUGCUCCCUUGAACCACUUCAUCCAUCUGCACAAACACACGAUGGAGGGUACCGAGAAAAAGUCCGGCACGCGAUACACCGAGCUGAUGGGCCCGGAUGACGUCGGCGUCGAAAGACAACCUCAAGUCUCGAUCUCCGCGGUGAGAGCCGGCCCGCGCUGGAGACACGGCAGACUGGCGGUAAGGUGUCUGGGGCUGCUGAGUGCUCUGCUGCUUGUGGUCGAUAUCGGCCUGGGGGCCCAUUACAACGGACUCGGCGAGAAUCAUAACGCAACGCACAUCGGCGACGAGAUAACCCGAAUCCAAGCUAAAUACGCGGCUGCACGUCGAAGCAGAGACGAAGCCAAGAGACAGCUGGCCAGGGAGGUCAGCCAGCAGGAGACCCACACGCAAGAGCUUCAGCACCAGAGGAGACGGAACGCGGACUAUGAAGUGCAGCUGAAACUCAUUGAGGAUGAGAAGGCAGUAUUGCAUUCACAAAUCACUCUUGCCGAGGAGAGCUGUAAAUACUGCUUAUCCAGAUGGAUUCUUCUCAACUCAAAGUGCUACUACUUCCCAUUCUUGGAAACCUCUCGGAAGGACUCGUGGUACAACGCGAGAGAUAACUGCAUAAAGAAAGGAGCGGACUUGGCAAUCAUAGACAGUAGACAGAAACAGAUGUCAAUAACCAAGCUGAUAAACGACGACCAGGUCUAUUCCAGAGCUGGAGCUUGGGACGGCUUCUGGAUCGGCCUGAGAGAUGAACAGAGAACAUGGACAUGGCUGACUGGGAAGGCCGUGAGUGAGACGUACUGGAUUCCUGGAGAGCCUAAUAAUAAAGGCCAUGAGAACUGCGCAGCGACCUACGCCAGGGACAACCCCCUGGAAACCUGGAACAAUGCACCUUGUUCACAUUCAAACAAAUGGAUAUGUGAAAUGGAGCCAAGACAGCCUGUGCAAUAAUGGAACUUGGUUUUUUGAUAGUCUCGACCAAAUUAUUUUAUGCAAACAUACCUAAAAAUCAAUGAGGAUAAAUAAUGAUUAAUUUUUUUUUUAAGAUUGGAUCCUUUCAUAUAUUUCAGUUGAUAAGGCUGGCUUUUGAUGGGAGAAAGCACACAAUUGCUAUACCUUGUGAUGAUUGCUGUAUUAUGAUCAUUACAUUAUUUUCUGCCCAGGUACUCCACAUUGCAAAACUUUCACAAAUUACAGAACUUCUUUAGAUUUUUGGUCCCUUCCUUGAUUUUCUUUUUCUUUAUGCUAGCCAUUCUUAGAUAACUGAAGUUUUACAUUUAAAAUGUGAUUGCAUGACUUGAGUAUGCGCUUUUGCAGUAGCGAUGGAUUUGUAUUUUCUAUGCAAGUUUGUAAAUUUUCCCUUUAAAUACUACUCCAUUUGCUAAGUACUCAGACUGCCGAUUGCACUGAGUUCAUAGCUCAAGCUAAUAAACUACUUCAGAG